This is a messenger RNA of Cornus florida, 2293 nucleotides long. Its product is annotated as probable anion transporter 5. The coding region runs from base 475 to 1806 and encodes 443 amino acids. NCBI's taxonomy places the organism in Eukaryota, Viridiplantae, Streptophyta, Magnoliopsida, Cornales, Cornaceae. The record is from RefSeq and is a predicted model, not a curated record. The transcript is spliced from 2 exons. Gene Ontology annotation, biological process: transmembrane transport. Gene Ontology annotation, molecular function: transmembrane transporter activity.
GAAAAAGAAGCAAUUACAUAGAGUCAUUCCAGUCAAAUUCCAAAAAAAUAAAAUAAAUAAAUAACAAAAAAAUAAAAAUAAUUACAAAUAAUUCACUGGAUUUUCACCCUCGUAGCGUUCAGUAAAGCCAAAGUACAUGACAUUAUAGCGUCAGACUCAGAGAUACAGAAGAACCCUAGCACUCCGCUCUCUCGCACACUGCGACAUUUACGGUUGCGACGAUCAAUGCUCAAGCCCUUCUUCUGUGUCGUCGCAUUUCUCUUUUGCUUCUCGUCUUUGCAACCAAUCGAUCGACGAAUCAAAGCUUUUGCUGUUCUGUGUAGAUUCAGCUUUGGCAGUACAGGUUGGAGAAAGAGAUGAAGUGAAGUGGAUUUUGAAGUGACUUACCCCAAAAAAGUGUGAAAAAGUGGGCUCAUCAGAAGAUCAACAAAGUGAAGUGGAUUAUGAUUUUUAUACCUAAUUUAUAAGUGAAGCAUGAAGGGGAUGAAUUUUCCAAAGCGCCAUGUAAUUGUCAUUCUAACCUUUAUCUGCACAUGUGUUUGCUAUAUUGAACGAGUUGGGUUCUCGAUAGGGUAUACUGUUGCUGCUGAUGCUGCUGGGGUAAAUCAGUCAAGCAAAGGCACUAUACUUUCAACAUUUUAUUAUGGAUAUGCCUGUUCACAGGUGCCUGGAGGAUGGGCUGCUCAGAAAAUAGGGGGGAGGCGUAUUCUCCUCUUCUCAUUUGUGUUAUGGUCUCUAACUUGUGCUUUAGUACCACUAGACCCAAACAAAGUCAUGACUUUGGUAUUAGCUCGCUUGCUUGUUGGAGUGGCACAAGGGUUCAUCUUCCCCUCCAUACACACUGUCCUAGCACAGUGGGUCCCACCGCAUGAAAGGUCAAGAUCUGUUUCUCUUACGACUUCUGGAAUGUAUUUAGGUGCAGCUGCAGGUAUGCUUUUGCUACCGAGCCUGGUGAAGUUCAGGGGUCCCCAAUCUGUAUUUCUCGCAGAAGCGGCUUUAGGUGUCAUGUGGUCUAUUCUUUGGUUCAAAUAUGCCAGUGACCCACCCCGUUCUGAGCAUCCAAAAGCAACUGCUGCUGGCUUUGGGGAAUCUUUGUUGCCAACCAAGGGGAGUCAGAAGAAGGUAAAGGGGGAGAAUGGCGGACACUUCUCUAAUACAUCCCAAAUUCCAUGGAAGAGAAUUAUUCUCAGCUUGCCAGUUUGGGCAAUUGUGGUGAAUAAUUUCACUUUUCAUUAUGCCUUGUACGUGCUCAUGAAUUGGCUGCCUACAUACUUUGAACAGUCUCUCCAACUUAGUCUCCAGGAAAUGGGUUCUUCUAAGAUGAUACCUUAUCUCAACAUGUUCAUAUUUUCAAAUAUUGGUGGGGUGGUUGCGGAUCACUUGAUCACCAGGAGAAUCUUAUCUGUAACUAACACCAGAAAGUUCUUGAACACUGUUGGAUUCAUAGUGGCUUCUUUUGCGUUGAUGGCAAUUCCCCACUUCAGGACGCCUGGUGGAACUGUAUUUUGUUCUUCUGUGGCCCUUGGUUUCUUGGCACUAGGGAGAGCUGGGUUUGCUGUGAAUCACAUGGAUGUCGCUCCUAGGUAUGCUGGAAUUGUCAUGGGAGUAUCUAAUACAGCUGGUACAUUAGCUGGCAUUAUUGGGGUCGACCUUACUGGCAAGAUUCUUGAAGCUGCUAAAACUGCUAAUUCAGAUAUUACAAGUCCAGAAAGCUGGAGACCUGUGUUUUUCACACCAGGCUUGCUCUGUAUUUUCAGCUCUUUUGUGUUCUUACUAUUUGCAACUGGGGAGAGGAUUUUUGACUAGGUCAGCGUGUUGUGCAUGUGCCACGGCUUAUCAAUUCUCUGACUCAUGGACAAUUCCAACAGGACUAUAUUUUCAGGUUUUAGACGGAGAAAGAUAUUUCAAAAGUAGUUGCUUGAUUGUUGUUACGUACUGACCAAAUAUCGCUGCUCAUUCAUUUAGAUAUUUAUACUAUGAGUCAGGUUUUUGUUCUGACACAUGACCGAUUGUAUCCUCCUCUGACUGACUUUACAGAAAUUCUUGGGUACCAAGGGCAUAGCUGUGAGCCUUGUCGGAAAUGUUAAUGUAAACUGUGAGUUCCUAUGGCGUUUUUAAGAUGGUACAGGAAAUUUAUCCCAUUGCUUUCCCAGAUGUAGAAAUGUACUUUUUCGAUAUCAUGGAACGUUUGAUUUUAAAUACUUUCUUAAACCAUGAGAUGUUGAUUUGUAACAUCCGGAGGAAUUUAUGGAUUAUGUAUUCUUAAAUUAUGACGAUUUUUGUGUUAUGAGUA